UGAGCCGCGGGGUGGAGUCGACACACGCGCGGAGGCUGGCCGAGGAGUCGGUGGAGGAGGUUUUGAAAUCGCCGUCGAGCAGCCCACACACAAACACCACAACAACAACGGUGAGAUCCCGGGUGCUGUUGCGCAACUCGCUCAGUGGACGAACAACAACAACAGCAGCUUCAACAACAACAACAACAGCAACAACCACAAGAACAUCAAAAGCCGGCCAUCGCCCAGCAACCCAUCCCACACGCCGUUGCUCGUGCACGUGUCCACGUGGAGAGCGUUCGUAAAUCCACUGCUGGAUAAAGUGCCCCCUCCACACGCCGGGCUAUUUGACGCCUCGUGCUGCUGACACCUCCCUGGUGGACUCAUCAUCUUCACCCUGGUGGACUCGUCAUCUUCACCCUGGUGGACUCGUCAUCUUCACCCUGGUGGACUCAUCAUCUUCACCCUGGUGGACUCAUCAUCUUCACCCUGGUGGACUCAUCAUCUUCACCCUGGUGGACUCAUCAUCUUCACCCAGGCGGCUUCGCGGAGGAGCGAUGGAGUGGGAUUGAACUCUCCGCUCCCCUGUGAGCUACAUACAACUCCCAAGAGCUGUGUGUUUGAACGGUGGUGGUGGUGACUGGUGGGGUGGGGUUAAUGCAAUGUGGCAACGUCCCUCGACAUGAUCGCUGGACAGUUGGACACGAGGAGGAUGGAAAACGAUGUGGUGAUUGCGGUGGUGGAGAUGGAGUUGCAGCCGAAGUAAAAGGCUCCGACCUGCGCCAGCGACCGGUGGCCUCGCGCACGAGAUCCCGACCGGAACGACGACGACCGGGCGAGGGUUGAGCGGACGACGCACUCGCUUCCCAACUCGUCGGGGGCACCGGGGUCACAGGGGGACCAGCGGCAGGGUCGGACAGCAUGCGCCCGCGCCACCACCUCCGCCACCACCUCCGCCACCACCGCCACCACCACCACGAGGACGACCGCCUCCACCGCAGGGAACCCGAGCGCCCGGCGCUGCCGCCGACCCCGUCGCCGUCGUCGACGGCGUCGGCGACGACGACGGCGGCGGGAGAGGGCGCGGCGGAGGCCACGAUCGGCGCUCGCUAGCGAGGGUCGGUGGGAGGCGUGGGGGGGGGCGGGGGGGGGGCGCCAAGCAUGCUUGCGCUGCCCCACGACGAGACGGCGGCCGAGACGUUCCACGUGGUGUACAUCGCGCUGGAGCUCGUGCUGGCUCUGCUCGCCAUCGGCGGCAACGUGCUGGUGUGCUGGGCCGUGCGGCUGAACCGCGCGCUGCGCAACCCCACCAACUAUUUCCUGCUGUCGCUGGCGGCCGCCGACAUCGCGGUAGGGCUGCUCGCCAUCCCGUUCGCCGUCACCAUCAGCGCGGGCUUCGCGUGCCACUUCCACGGCUGCCUCUUCCUCGCCUGCUUCGUCCUCGUGCUCACGCAGAGCUCCAUCUUCAGCCUCCUCGCCAUCGCCAUCGACCGCUACAUCGCCAUCCGCCAGCCGCUGCGGUACAACGCGCUGGUGACAAGCAAGCGAGCGCGCGGCGUCAUCGCCGUGUGCUGGCUGCUGUCCUUCGUCAUCGGGCUCACUCCGCUGCUGGGCUGGAACAACUGGGACGAGCUGCACGAGUGCGGCAGCGACGGAAGAACGCCGGACGCCACGAAGUGCCGUAACGGCACGCAAGUGCAGUGCCUGUUUGAGAACGUGGUGAACACCGACUACAUGGUGUACUUCAACUUUUUCGGCUGCGUGCUCGUUCCGCUGCUGGUGAUGCUCGCCGUGUACGCGCGCAUCUUCCUGGUGGCGCGAACGCAGCUGCAGCUCAUCGAGAAGGCCGGCAGCAAGGCCCCCGGCGGCGACCGCCGGCGCAACCUCCUGCAGCGCGAGGUGCACGCGGCCAAGUCGCUGGCCUUCAUCAUGGGGAUGUUCGCGCUCUGCUGGCUGCCGCUGCACGCCCUCAACUGCGUCCACCGCUUCUGCCCCGACUGCGUGCGCCCGCCCUGGGCCAUGUACGGCGCCAUCCUGCUCUCGCACGGCAACUCCGUCGUCAACCCCGUCAUCUACGCCUUCCGCCUGCGCGAGUUCCGCGCCACCUUCCGCCGGAUCCUGUCGCGCUGGGUGCUGCCGCCGGCGCUCCCGUGCGGGCGCCGGCGCCGGCGCGGGAGCCGCGCCCGGCGCCGCCCGCACCGGAGCGAUUACGGCGACGGAGGAGGAGCGACGCCGGCCUCUCGGCGCCGGGGCAGCGCGCUCGACAGCGCCGGCACGAGCCCCUGCACGUCCGUCGUGUCGUGCUCGGCGUCCUACGUCAAGAACGGCGGCGCCGGGACGCCCGCCGCCCGCGCCUCCGCCUCCGCCGUGACGCUGGCGCCCGACGGCGCCAUCGGCGGCGCCGACGGCGUCGCCGAUGGCGCCGACGACGCCGUCGUCGUCAGCGUGUGCAGCGACGAGCAGGAGGCGUGCACGGUGACGGUGUCGGGACGCCCGCGGGACGGCGGCUCGCUGAGCCCGCCCGGAAGGAGCCGGGGGGGCGGCGCCGGGGCGGCGGCGAGUUUGGCGACGCCGCGGCAGAACGGAUUUGUGGAGGAAGGGGAGCGCGGCACCCAGCUGCCCAACUCGUGA
Messenger RNA from Petromyzon marinus (sea lamprey), 2610 nucleotides. NCBI's taxonomy places the organism in Eukaryota, Metazoa, Chordata, Hyperoartia, Petromyzontiformes, Petromyzontidae. The record is from RefSeq and is a predicted model, not a curated record.